Rhagoletis pomonella (apple maggot) is the source of this 1043-nucleotide messenger RNA. RefSeq lists its product as uncharacterized. The record is from RefSeq and is a predicted model, not a curated record. NCBI's taxonomy places the organism in Eukaryota, Metazoa, Arthropoda, Insecta, Diptera, Tephritidae. The transcript is spliced from 4 exons. The coding region runs from base 192 to 992 and encodes 266 amino acids.
UGGAAAAAGAGGAUACCCCUUUACGUAAGGCUAUCACUUUACACAAACGGGUAGCCAUUGCUUUGUAUGCAUUGGGAUCAUCGGCAGAAUAUCGCACCAUAGGAAACACGUUUGGAGUUGGAAAGUCCACUGUAUGUGGAAUAGUUAAGGAGUUUUGUAUUCAGACUUGGAAGGUUUUAAGUCCAACUUUCAUGCCAACUAUUCCAUUGACGAGACAAAAAAUUGCCGAAUUAGUCCAGGGAUUCGAAAUUAUUGGCUUUCCUCAGUGCAUGGGAGCAAUUGACGGUUGUCAUAUUGACAUUCAUCCUCGUAGACAAGAUGCCACGGACUAUCAUAAUUACAAAGGGUGGUAUUCCACCAUCCUACUCGCGUUAGUUGAUGCAAGAUACCGAUUUGUUUAUAUCAAUGUUGGUAGUCCAGGACGGUGUAACGAUUCCCAAAUUUUUGAGUCAUCAACGCUGAAGGCACAAUUAGAACAGUGUUCUCUCCUUCACGAAAUGAGUAGAACUAUUUUAGAUGUUGAUGUGGCGGUUUUCAUAGUAGGAGACUCAGCUUUUCGUUUCAGCAAAAUAUUGAUAAAGCCUUAUGCAUUCCAAAUAAUGCAAAAUGAAAGGGAAAAAAGUUUUAACUAUUCGCUUUCGAAAGUGCGAAGGGUUGUUGAAAAUGCCUUUGGUCAUCUUAAGGCCCGAUUCCGACGAAUAGGCAAAGGUAUAGACAAUAAAGUCGAAAAUACGAAUGCUAUUAUCAAAGCAUGCUGUGUUCUGCACAACUUCUUAAACGAAAGAAAUGACAACAUUAACGAAAAAUGGAUGUCCGCUUUGCAGGAUAUAGAAAGGAAUCGUCAAUAUCCACAACAAGAAAUGUCUGUCAACGAUCGUCAAAAUAGUGCAGAAAUAAUUCGAAAUAGUCUAGCUACCUUUUUUUCUGCUGAUGUCGACGGUGUUGGGGUUGCACAACCGGAAAGCGAAGUGGGAGAAACACCACAUUCAUAGAGAUCGCCCGAUGAUGUCUCUAUAGAUAGUGCCACCAUUUCACUAUUAUCU